AUGCAGGUCCUCAAAGAGGGCGUCUUGCCCAAAGGCCGUGCUCUUGUACCCGGCUGUGGCCGCGCCUACGCUGUGGUGGCGUUUGCCCAGCACGGCUAUACGGCCACGGGCUUGGACCUGAGCGAGACGGCAGUUGAAGAAGCUCAGCAGGUCCUUGAGGAAAAUCGUGCCAGUUUGCAAGGCGAAGCUACCGUGGCCCUCGGCAACUUUUUCGAAACAACCGGCACCUUCGACGUCAUCUACGACUAUACGUUUUUGUGUGCGCUGCACCCCGACGCGCGCGCUGCCUGGGCUCAGCAACACAAAAAGCUACUGGCUCCCGGCGGUACCCUAUUUACCAUGAUUUACCCAAUCACCGAGAAGACGGGCGGCCCUCCUUUCCAGAUGAGCAUUGAAUUAGUGCAGAGCUUGUUGGAGCCGUUGGGCUUUAAAGCCUCACGCCUUGAGAUGCUGCCCGACGAGCUGUGCCACCCUGGGCGUGAAGGCAAAACCGCCAUCGGCCUCUGGCAGCUGUCCGAGCAGUAG
Molecule: messenger RNA, 525 nt
Organism: Monosiga brevicollis MX1
Lineage: Eukaryota; Choanoflagellata; Craspedida; Salpingoecidae
Exons: 3
Coding region: 1-525 (174 amino acids)
Molecular function (GO): S-adenosylmethionine-dependent methyltransferase activity
Source: RefSeq, a predicted model, not a curated record